CUUGUUGGAAUUGAUUUCAUAAAUUUUUAAAAGAGUUUCACAAUAUCCAAUCUCCCGAAUAACAUUUUACGAAAAAAAUCUCUUAACAUUUCAAUAAUGCAAGGAAAUAAAUCACGGGUUUUGCAAAGAAUGAUAUCUGAAAGAUGUUUGAAGAAAUUACAAUUUUAGAAGCAAGAUGAUAGCAUAGAUGCCUCGUUAUUGGUUUCUGUGUGACAAAAACUGAAACAAAGGGCAAUAAAGUAGAGAUUAAUCCCGGCUUAUCUGAGGGACUCACUAAGACAGUGUUCUACAGUUUACAGAGAGAGAAGAAUGGCGAAAGUCUUUCAUGAUAACGGGGGUCGUUUGGUGUGAGAUGACAGAGUGAUACUGCGGUUUAUGGCGCAAAGAUGUGAAUUGUGGUGCGGAAUCAGACAUGUACGUUAUACUCAGGCGACUUCUGUCGUCCUCCAACCUUGUAUGUAAUGGAACAAAUUCGGACUGUAGCAGCGAACCCAACGUGGGUCUGGCCUUAAUGGCGCUCAUCGUUGGCGUCAUUCUAGCACUCUCAGUGGCCAUGAAUAGCGUUGUUUGCCUUGUUUUCUACAAAAAGACUUAUCUCCUCAGUGUUUCCAACAGUUUUGUACUCAACCUGUCCUGUUGUCAGUUGUGUUUAUCUGUUCUUGUUGUUCCGUUCGUUUUGGCGUCUAUAUUCUCUACUAAGUGGGCUUUUGACGACACCUUUUGCAAGGUGCAAGGAUACUUCUUUACUAUAUGUAUUAUCGCCAUCCAGUUUUCUCUCAUGAUCAUCUCCGUAGACCGGAACUACGCCAUUAUCAACUCCCUCAGGUACCCGUAUGUCUUCACACCAAAACUAGGAAACGUCUUGAUAGCAUCGGCCUGGAUUUUGAGUGUUAUGAUUGCUAUGCCACCUCUUGUUGGAUGGGGCUCGUACGUUUAUAUUCCUGAUCAAUAUCUCUGUGGAAUGAAUUGGAAAUCUGGAAAACAAUUCCUGUUAUUCCUUAUUGUGAUUUGCUUUCUAGUUCCUCUUUUAGUGCAGGGCUGGUGUUAUUUAAGCAUAUUCAAAGCCGCCAUCGGUCAAACUAAAAGACGCAGUCGUGUUUACCCCUCUAUGCCCUCCACGGUCCGUGAUCCGCCCAGCAAUUCCUCAGGUAGCAGUGAUAUCUCACAAAGUGUGCAAGUACGGUACCGAAACGUAGAGUGCAAGGCUGUUCGAACAAUUUUACUGAUAGCUUUUGCUUACGCCUUAUGUUGGGUCCCUUACUUAACUAUCAUAGUCAGUUAUGUGAGAGACAGCACAGUGACGCCAGAAGUCAAUUCUCUUGCCAUUUGUCUUGUAUUUUGCACUGGAAUAGUCAAUCCCAUCAUAUACGUGUUUAUGAAUAGAGUUACGCGUCACGAGAUCAACAAGUUCUUUUGUGACACGAUCAAUAAGGGCAAUGGACGGACGACGUCAGGAAAUGACAGCGAUGAAUUCUAUUCCACAACCAUGACGACGUAUUCAUCAUCAAAACAAAAUGUGACGGUGUGGACAACCCAGAAGAUGCGCAGUAAAGUCCCGCCGGCGUGUAGCAUAGAAAUGAAUACUAUUCAAGAGGUUCGUGAACUUUCCUCACCAAGUCCUCUAACAACGGAACAAAAUGGCGCUAAUCAAACUGGUGAACUGUCCAAGUUCUCAGAAAAUGCUAUAAACAUAGGUGAAACAAGUCAAUUAAGUGUAAUGACAGCUUCUGGUGAAUCAUCUACAUAUUCUGAAAGAAGCCCUGAUCAGCACCAGAGGAACAGGCUUCUUCUGUCGGUUAGUCGAGACACUACUCCACAAACAAGUCCCGAAGUGGCCCGACAAAGGGUGUGUAGAGCACAAUCCGAGUUCUUAUCAAGAGGAGAAACGUUCUUGUCGCAGAAACGAAAAGAUUGUGGAUCAUUUCUUUCUUUCGAAGGUAAAUGCAAAGAAGUUCAUGUAAGCCGAAAGCGCUCCAAUUCACACUAUCAAGAAUCGUCCAAAUCGUCGUCGUUCAUAAAAUCUCCUACUUUACCGUCGACAUUGAAACACAUGACUGAAAUGAAAAGAAUAAACAAGGAGUAUCCCCGGCGUGAAAUAUAUUUCUCUGAUCCGUCCUUUCGAAGCAAUCAGGAAAUGUCCAUUGCAUGCGAGGGUAGAAAGAGGGCUAUGACAAUAGGCGAAAGCCGUUUAACUAAAAUGUAUGACAAGGACCUCAAAAGAUUUCCAAAGGAUGAUGCGAAUAUUGCUUAACUUUCGUCUGUUUUAUAUUGUUAUCGGUGUUUUCCACAUCACGUUGUAUAAAAUUUCAAAGAAAACGUAUGCAAAACUUUCAAGCGAUUCUUAAUGUGAAAAUGUAUGAUUCCAUUAAAGAACUGAAAGUAGCAAAAUGCC
This is a messenger RNA of Ostrea edulis (European flat oyster), 2392 nucleotides long. Its product is annotated as G-protein coupled receptor 161-like. Gene Ontology annotation, biological process: G protein-coupled receptor signaling pathway. The transcript is spliced from 3 exons. Gene Ontology annotation, cellular component: membrane. Lineage: Eukaryota; Metazoa; Mollusca; Bivalvia; Ostreida; Ostreidae. Gene Ontology annotation, molecular function: G protein-coupled receptor activity. The record is from RefSeq and is a predicted model, not a curated record. The coding region runs from base 413 to 2251 and encodes 612 amino acids.